GGGGGUUAAUGCGCAUGUGUCGUUGAGUUCCGUUUGUGGGUGUUUCCAGGAAACACACGCUGCUUUUCCAGGUAAUUUCCUUGGCAAACAUUUCACAAGCGCGCUUUAAAUUGUAUUCAUUGAAAAAUUCCACUAUUCCAGCAAAAAUGGGUGAGGAACGAAGACCUCCGAUUCAAGAACGAAGAGUAGAAGGAGGCCGUUGUUCGACAUGUAUUGAAUGCUUUCAAAACAUUCGGUGGAAAAUGAUAUUCGAAAAUCUUUCUAUUUUGGCGACAUUUGCCUCGAUCGGAUUGGCAAUUACAGCCAUAGUGCUUGCUGCCGGAGACAUAACAAAACUUGGCGAAAAUGAAAACGAACUGGAUUCUGUCAGAGAGGAAAUAAAUGAAUGUUGGAACAACACGUAUGAAAGAAUUCAAAGUCUUUCGAGGAAAAUCGAUGAAAUUGACGCGAGCCUCAACGAUCUGAUCGCCCAAACAAAAUCCACUUUGGAAAACAAGAUUACCAACGUUAAAAGUAGUCUGACCUCAUGGAUAAUAGGUGUACAGAACCAAGUCUCUGAUAUGAAUACGAAUGUGGAUAAAGUUCAGACAGGUCUGGAAAGUUUUGAAGAUUCGACGAACAGUGAAUUUUCAAAACUGUGGAAGAAAUUUAAGGAAGUUGACAAUGAGAUCGCGAAUCUUCCACAAAAUAAAGGAAGCUUGAAAAAUACGAGUGGAGAAAAAAUUUGCGCCAUAUUUAUAAUUGUAUAUUGUAGUUAUAUGCACAUAUUUCAACUAUAAAAUUAAUUUUAGUGCGAGAAAAUACCUUGGUGAAACAUUUGCAUUGCAUUGGCGAUGUGUUUAUGUUUUUCUAUGUUUUUUUAAAAAAGAUUUUUAGCUUCAAGUCUAUAUUAAAAGUCUAACAUAACAGCUUGUAUAGAACUGUUAGAUCAGAACUCUAUAUAAACUGGAAUAAUAACUACGCCACUAUCUUUGAGUCCGAUUUGAAGCCGAAUUACAGGACUAGUGCCAAUCCUUUUUUUGCUUAUGUAGGCGCGGUUGACGACCGCGCUUACACAAACGAUCAAAAAGGGAAUGGCACUGGUGUAUGAUUCGGCUACAAAUACGAUUGGUCUCAAAAAUGGCGGCCAAAUAAACAGCAGUUAUCAUUCCAGUUUAAAUCGAGUUCAGCGGAGUAAGGUUGACAAUUUCCCUCACUCCAGGUAAAAUAUCCAAAAUAGCGUGCGCUGAAUGAUGCAAAUAACGUGCGCUGAUUGGCUGUUCGUCGAUCUGGAAUCCACGAUGAUUGGCCCGCUGUAGUGUUCUAAUUUUUUAUAUUCCCAAAUAUGGAAUAAUGGUUCAGUUUGCAUAAAUUCUAUUAAUGUCAAAAGAGCCGU
Messenger RNA from Dendronephthya gigantea, 1375 nucleotides. RefSeq lists its product as uncharacterized. The transcript is spliced from 2 exons. The coding region runs from base 147 to 779 and encodes 210 amino acids. NCBI's taxonomy places the organism in Eukaryota, Metazoa, Cnidaria, Anthozoa, Malacalcyonacea, Nephtheidae. The record is from RefSeq and is a predicted model, not a curated record.